CUUGUGACGGGGCAGCGGGGAGGGAACGCGCAGGGAAUGCGGAAUCCCAGUGGGGACUGUGUUUCGCUCUGGUGUCCGGUGCUUUUGGGUUCUGAAACCUCGGGCAUCCAGGGUAGGCGCUUUGGAGCUAAGAGUUCACUGCGGCGACGAACUGCCUGAGGCUGUCCUCCGGCCCCCAGGCGCCUGCCAGUCCUUCUCCCUCGCCAGUCUUCCCGUCCGGUCAUGACGAGAUUCUGGGUUUGCAUAGCCGGCGCUGGCUUCUUUCUAGCGCUUCUGGUUUUGCAUUCGCGGUUCUGUGCCUCUCGGUUCCCACCACAUUUGCACUUGGCUUUUAAAAUUUCCUGGAGAGCUGAGGAGAUUCUUUACCGGCUAGAUGUGGAUUGGCCGAAGUAUUCAGAAUACUUCACCGGAGCAACAUUUUGUGUUGCAGUUGACUCCCUCAACGGAUUGGUUUAUGUAGCCCAGAGAGGGGAUAACAUCCCAAAGGUAUUAGUGUUCACAGAGGAUGGAUAUUUCCUACGAUCCUGGAAUUAUACAGUUGACACACCUCAUGGUAUAUUUGCAGCCAGUACACCACAGGAAAAAUCCGUCUGGAUCACGGAUGUAGGAAGUGGAUUCUAUGGUCAUACUAUUAAAAAAUACAAUUCCUUUGGUGAUCUUGUUCAAGUUUUGGGGACCCCAGGCAAAAAAGGCACUGGUUUGAACCCCCUGCAGUUUGAUAACCCUGCGGAAUUACAUGUAGAUGACACAGGAGAUAUUUACAUUGUGGAUGGAGAUGGAGGAUUGAAUAACAGGUUGAUCAAAUUGUCCCAAGAUUUUAUGAUCCUUUGGCUGCGUGGAGAAAAUGGAACAGGGCCUGCUAAGUUCAACAUACCCCACAGUGUUACAGUGGAUUCCGCUGGUCGGGUGUGGGUGGCUGACCGAGGCAAUAAAAGACUUCAGGUGUUUGAUAAAGACACAGGGGAUUGGUUGGGAGAGUGGAAGAACUGUUUCUCGGAAGAGGGGCCUUCUGCAGUCAGGUUUACUCCUGAUGGUAAAUACGUGGUCGUGGCCCAGCUGAAUCUGAGCCGGCUCUUAAUCCUGGCGGCGCCCCCGGUAGGAAACAUCGGCGACUGCUCUGUGGUCAGCACGAUCCAGCUGGCCGAUCAAGUCUCCCCACAUCUCUUAGACGUCAGCAGGGAGACCGGAGCAGUCUACGUAGCCGAAAUUGGAGCAAAGCAAGUGCAAAAAUACAUCCCCGUGAAUAGUGAAGUGCUUGAGAGAUGGGAUCUUGAUUAACGAGAACCCACAGGGCACCGGGCCCUGAAGAUGCAGACGUGAAGAGGCAGGGUUGUCUGCGUGCCUUUGAGUAGCUUACAGUCCACACGACAUGGUGACAGUAACACGUGCGAUUGGACUUCUGGAAGAGGAGCGACAGGUCUGAGUUGAGGAGUCUUUGCAGGGGAAUCAGUUUCAGCUCCAACUGGAAAAACUGAGGAGGAAAAAACCAUGAGUUUCGGGUAGAGAAGUGAUGAAAAAUCGCACCGUUGCUGUGAACCUCAGCAGGCUUUCUUUUAAUGGCCCAAUUUGGCUUUGGUUGUUUAGCUCAGGGGUUCCCAGACUUUGGGCUGUGGACAGGUUGGUACCGCCUGUCAGGUCAGCAGCAGCGUUAGAUUAGAAAUAAAGUGCACAAAUGAACGUAAUGCACCUGAAUCACCCUGAAACCAUCCUCCCCAUCGCCUGGUCUGGGGAGAAACUGUCUUCCAUGAAACUGGUCCCUGGUGCCAAAAAGGUUGGGGACCGCGGCUUUAGCUGUAAGAUGCUUCAUCUCAAUCCUUAAACAUAGAAAUAAAGUGGCUGGUGUCUAAGCCCUUUAGCAAGGGAUCUUAAAAAUAACUAGAAUGUUUUUAAAGGUAGCAAGAAAAAUACAUUCUCUUCUCGGUGCCUCUUUUCUUCCUUUUUCUUUUUUUUCACAUGAACUCUGUCCAUUCCUAACUUUUGUCUGCCUCAAAGAAGUUUUAGAUUUAUUUAUAUAAGGGUGUGUGCAAAACACUUGGAGCUAUUAAGAUGAAUAAUUUCCUGCUUUUUCUUUCUGCAUCUUUUUUUAACCCAUUUGUUUUGAAUAUUAACCUCCCAAUUAAGACCAUUUUUUCAGUUUGUUCUAGUUUAUUCUUGGGUUGAAAGGAAACUUGCCAUAUUACAGUCUGUUUCGCAUCAUUCUUUGCCUUUUCUCAUAUCAGUUCAGUUCAGUUCAGUCGCUCAGUUGUGUCCGACUCUUUGCGACCCCAUGAAUCACAGCACGCCAGGCCUCCUGUCCAUCACCGU
This is a messenger RNA of Capra hircus (goat), 2304 nucleotides long. It is a transcript of the gene NHLRC3, whose product is annotated as NHL repeat containing 3. The record is from RefSeq and is a predicted model, not a curated record. Gene Ontology annotation, molecular function: translation repressor activity; ubiquitin protein ligase activity; protein binding. Lineage: Eukaryota; Metazoa; Chordata; Mammalia; Artiodactyla; Bovidae. The transcript is spliced from 8 exons. The coding region runs from base 223 to 1278 and encodes 351 amino acids. Gene Ontology annotation, biological process: protein polyubiquitination; proteasome-mediated ubiquitin-dependent protein catabolic process; negative regulation of translation.